AUGGGAAACACCUCGAGCUCAAACAGACUUCUGGAAGAUUAUCAUCACGAAAAACUCAAGUCUUUGACCUCAAGAAACCAAACACAAAUUCACAGCAACAGUAACAACAGUUCUCGGGUCUCUUUCCUCCGAUCUCCUCUUCCAUGGCUAUUCAUCUUCCUCUUCUUCCUUCCUUUGCUACUCAUCUCCAUCACCGGAGGAGGAGGAAGCGGACGCAAAUCUUGCCGUCCUUCUACCACUUAUCGCCACCUGUCACUUCUCGACCAAACAAACUCUUCCUCUGUUGUUAAAGAUCCCGAGGACGUAGAACAAGACGAUGAUGUCCCUCCACGUGUCCCUUCUCUUUACCCGCGACGACCAAGGAUGUUCAACACGACCCUUGAUCACAUCGUUUUCGGUAUCGCAGCUUCUUCGGUUCUGUGGGAGACGAGGAAAGAGUACAUCAAAUCAUGGUGGCGACCUGGUAAGACACGUGGCGUUGUCUGGAUCGAUAAGAGAGUCCGUACUUACCGCAACGAACCACUUCCCGAAAUCAGAGUCUCACAAGACACCUCACGUUUCAGGUACACGCAUCCGGUUGGGGACAGAUCCGCGGUGAGGAUAUCGCGAGUAGUGACCGAGAUGCUACGGCUAGGGAAAAAAGGAGUACGGUGGUUUGUGAUGGGAGACGACGACACAGUGUUUGUGGUGGACAAUGUGGUUAAUGUUCUGUCAAAGUACGACCAUACUCAGUUCUAUUAUGUUGGUAGCUCCUCGGAAGCACAUGUUCAGAACAUCUUCUUCUCAUACUCGAUGGCAUUUGGAGGCGGUGGCUUUGCGAUUAGCUACGCUCUAGCUCUCGAGCUCUCGAGGAUGCAAGACCGUUGCAUCCAACGGUACCCUGGUCUCUACGGCAGUGACGAUCGCAUCCAAGCUUGUAUGACCGAGCUCGGUGUACCUCUCACCAAAGAACCUGGCUUCCACCAGUAUGAUGUUUAUGGGGACCUGUUGGGGCUGCUAGGUGCACACCCGGUGGCUCCUCUAGUGUCGCUGCACCACAUCGACGUGGUGCAGCCGAUAUUCCCGAAGAUGAAGAGAUCACGUGCGCUCCGCCACCUGAUGUCCUCAGCAGAACUUGAUUCAGCCAGCAUAUUCCAGCAGUCCAUCUGCUACGACCAGAGCCGGUUCUGGUCCAUCUCGGUCUCAUGGGGAUUUUCUGUCCAGAUUAUCCGAGGCAUCAUUUCCCCUCGCGAGCUUGAGAUGCCUUCGAGAACAUUCCUCAACUGGUUCCGCAAGGCCGACUACAUUGGUUACGCGUUUAACACAAGACCGGUCUCGAGGCAUCCGUGCCAGAGACCGUUUGUGUUUUACGUAAACUCGGCUAAGUAUGACAAAGGACGUCGCCAAGUUAUUGGAUACUACAACUUGGACAAGACAAGGAGGAUUCCCAGCUGCCGAUGGCGGCUCGACUCGCCCGGAAAGAUCGAUUCUGUCGUCGUUCUCAAGCGACCUGAUCCCCUCCGAUGGCACAAGGGUAUUGCCAAGUCGGAGAAACACAACGAUGUACAUUCGGGUCGGAAAUUGCGCAGAUGGAGAGAUUAG
Messenger RNA from Arabis nemorensis, 1581 nucleotides. Lineage: Eukaryota; Viridiplantae; Streptophyta; Magnoliopsida; Brassicales; Brassicaceae. The record is from the annotation of a GenBank genome assembly.